AUGCAAAAUAAAUUAAAAUCAAGCACUUUAGUUAAUGAUCCAAGAGUAGUAUCAAAUGAUAAUCUAAAUAAAAAGCCAUCCUUAUCUACCUUUGUAACUUAAUAGAAAACAAGUAGUGAAGCUAAUAUCUAAAAGAUAAUCUAAAUUCAUCCUGAAUCAGCUAAAGGAAUGGCUUAGAAAAUAGCAUUUUCAAAUAAUUAGAGAGAAAGAUCAACAAAAUCUGAGACUUAAUUUCUAUAUUAUAUUUCAUCUGUUAUAAGAUGUUAUAUGACACCUGAAAUAACAAAACCAAUAUAAUAAGUUAGAGAACAUUUAAUUUAAUCAAUAUCAGCUGCUUAGUAUUCUAAAAUGAAGAAUUCUUAAUAAUAUGAAGAGAAGAGAGUUAAUUUACCAUCUAUUUCAUUAAAAAAAACAAUAGUGUUUGAUUUAGAUGAAACAUUAAUUCAUUGUAAUGAAUCAAUAAAAGUGCCAGGUGAUGUAAUUUUGCCUAUAAGAUUUCCAACAGGAGAUGUGAUAGAGGUAUUUUAUAAAUUAAAAUUAGGCAUCAAUUAAUAUUAGACCUUAUGCUCAAUAGGUUUUAUAGACAUUGAGUAGACAUUUUGAAUUGAUUGUAUUUACAGCUUCACAUUCUUGUUAUGCAAAUGUUGUGAUUGAUUAUUUGGAUCCAACAAAAUAAUGGAUAUCGCAUAGAUUCUUCAGAGAGAGUUGUGUAUAGACUGAAGAAGGAGCAUUUAUUAAGGAUCUAAGGUAUUGAGUGAUUGUUUUUGGUUAGAGUCAUUGGAAACAGACUGUUAUCGGAUCUGGUACUUGUAGAUAAUGCUGCAUAUUCAUUUUGUAUGUAGUAAUUAAAUGGUAUUCCGAUCCUGAAUUUUUAUGAUAAUAAAUCUGAUUAAGUAUGAAAUAUAAAAGAGUAUUAAUAGGAAUUACUUUAUUUACAAAAUUAUUUAAUGGCUAUGAAGUAUGCAAAGGAUGUGAGAUAAUUUAAUUAAUAAUAUUUGAAACUAGAUAGAUUUGGAGAGUUCAAGGAUCCAAUUUAGUUAUUAGAGACUUUGUUCAAAGAGUAUAUACCAUGAUUAAUAAAAUUAUAAUUAACAGUUUAUUUUGA
Messenger RNA from Paramecium primaurelia, 1105 nucleotides. The record is from the annotation of a GenBank genome assembly. NCBI's taxonomy places the organism in Eukaryota, Ciliophora, Oligohymenophorea, Peniculida, Parameciidae.